Molecule: messenger RNA, 4917 nt
Organism: Schistosoma curassoni
Lineage: Eukaryota; Metazoa; Platyhelminthes; Trematoda; Strigeidida; Schistosomatidae
Source: the annotation of a GenBank genome assembly
AUGGACGCAUCAAAAAGUUUGUCUCGUCAUCAUUAUGCUGUUAAUAAUGUCAAUAAAGUUUUCUCUAUUAUGCUUGUUAUUAAUUCUGGUAUUGAUUCUCUUGAUUUUGGCGAUAACAUCCAUUUUAAAUUCUCAUGUACACAUGAGUUUAUUAUUCAUGUGCUGAUGCCCUUAAUCCAAGCUACUUUAUCGUUUGUUGUGGAACUACGAGAUUUUCAUAAUAUUGAUCUGUACCAUCGUGGCUAUUACCAAGUUCGUACUCACUUAAAAACAGGUGUGCAAACCACAGGGACUACUGGAUCUAACAAUGGUAAAUCACUUGCCUUUGUUGAACCGCCAUCCCGUUGGGAACGAGCUAGUACACGACUCAAAGUGCCAGAAGCUGUAAAAGCCAGUUAUAUCGAGCCGAGUGUUUCUGUUCCAGCUUACACACCAGACAAAGCAUGUAGCAAAACAUUGUUGAUCAUGUAUCGAGAUGAAUCGGCAAGGUUAUGUGAUGUGUUUGAACAGAGGGUAUUGGUUCAAGUUGAUCCGAUCAAUUUAGAGGAGUCUUUAGUAAAAAACGAUCUUUUCCUAUGCGUUGAGCUAUGGUUUGUCGAAGACCCGCUUGACAGACCCUUUGCUCCUGAAUUUCUGACUAAGGUAUGUGAGCGUCAACUACGUAUUCAUUUAACACCAUCUCGUGGACUUCACUAUCAUUUCACCGUAUUCUUCGAUUAUUUUCAUUUAUGUGCUAUUGAAUUGGCACUUUAUGGAGCAUUAACAAACAUCACUUCAAGUAUUAUUAGUUGGCCAAAAUUUUCACCACAUAGUACACCAUUACAAACAAACAACCAAAUAAUUAGUUUAGCUCAACAAACAUGGCAUGGUAUCAUUUGCAGUAUCAAACAGCCCAACAGACGUCAUUUUGCACUUGCUAUUCAUCGACAUCUCUGUCAAAUAUUAUUAGCGGCAAGAGAAUCCAUGUUAUUAUUUUGGCGUGAAAGUCUUCCGUAUUUACCUUCGAAUAUGAGACCACGUAUUGAACCUGUUGACUUUCAAAGUAAAUUGGAUUCACUUGUACAAAUAGCUCAAAGCCUAGAAACAGAUGAUGAUUUAGCGAAUCAAAUUUCAUUUGAUAUUGCUCGUCUCUCGUCUCAAAAUACUGUUCUAUUUAAACAACUAUGUAAAUCUGUCACCUUACAAUCCAAGUUGGCUGCUUUUUUACGUCGAAGGUUUCAUCAAAUUCGUAUGAAACGAUUGGCUGAGGCAUUUUUCUGUCAAGAGUUAUCACUUGUCAAUUUACUAGCUAUUUAUGACUCAAGUGUUGUAGGACAUGAAUCACUUGCUAAUGAUGUUCGCCAAUCAGUUUAUUUCCAAAAACUUCCAACUUUACCAGUUACCUGUCGUGAGUUAGACGGUGAUGUUACUAAUCUACCGAUUAUCUUCGAAGAUAUCUUUUUACCACAUAAUAAUAAUAACAAUAAUAAUAAUAAGACAAAAUCACUGAAUUUAUCUCAACCAAUUAAUGGUAGUAAUAAUAAUGCAAUAUAUACAACCAAUCCACCAAAAACAAAAUAUACUUCAAUGGAGUUAUUGUCAACUCAUAAAUCCCCAUCUACCAUUGAUGAUGAUGCAUUUACACCAAUAAAAACUCGUUCAGAUGAUAAUGAGUCCGGUAUUUAUAUGGAAGAAGAUGUAGUGGGAGUAGGAGUAUUAUCAAAGACUGCAACUAGAAAUAAGUCAACUGAUUUAUCUAGAUGUGACACAAUACCAGUUAAUAAAAAAGAAUCUACACCUAUAUCAAACUAUAUAUAUCCAUCAAGUGUACCCAAUCCUCUUUCAAACUAUCAACUUCAAAAUUUUUCUCAUUCAAGUCCUAAUCUCUUAUCAUCAUCACCAUCAUUACAACAAAUUCAUGUAAAAACUAGACCAAUUUUUAAACCAUUUCUUACUACAGUUAACAAUAUGACAACCCAACAAUCUAAACGCAAAUUUCACUUACCUAGUAACCAUAGUCGGAAAUUUCAUUAUUUUGACAAGUCACGUGAAUCUAAUGUUCUAUCACAUUUAAAUAGUAAUGACUCAAAAGUUAAAUUAGUUGGUUACCGUUCUAUUCAACCAGCAGAGAACGACGAUAUAAGGAAUCAAUAUUCUGGCUUAUCUGAUAAUCGACAUAGAUUGACUGAAUCCUCUUUCAAUAUUUAUUCCGAUAUAAAUCAUUGUUCAUAUUCUUCUACUGGCCUACGUCCUAUCGGUGGUCUGGCUAUUCGAGACAUGCGUUCUCGUUCCCUUUACAAUUUAUCACUGAAAUCACCUCAAGUAAAAUGUACUAAUUUAGAAACGAUCAAUAUAAAUAAUAAUUCAUCAAAAUCCACAUCUUUAUCUAUGUUGAAUAUUUCAAGUGAACUGAACGAUACACUAUUGUUUCAAUGUUCACCAAAAAAUAAAGACAGCAAAAUUUUGAAUUCAAAUUCAUUAACGUCACCAAAUUACAUCAAUUCAAAGUUGUCCAAUCAUAAUAAAUCUCAUGAAGUUAUUGCAUUAGGUACUUUAAAAAUACCUCCAAUAAAACCACCCGGUGGAUGUGUACCAUCUGAACACAUAUCUAAAGAAACAGAUUCCCUAUUGCCAUGUAAUCAUCUCUACAAAACUAAUAUUGGCAGCAGUUCUAUUUCCCUACCGAAUAUUCCACUUUCAUGUAUGAUUCCAAGAGUAGUUUCAGAAGGAUGUCUUACAAAUAUUUCAUCAGUAGAUCAUUUUUCCUGGAGUAAAUCUCGAAGGCGGGUAAAAGUUCGAAAUCUCAAAAGAAAUCAUAUGUUUGCUGCUAGAAAAUUGCACUGUAAUCAAUUAAAAACUUAUACUGCAGAUUUAGCCUAUUUAAGCAGUUGUUCAGAUUUACACCUUAGUAUUUUAGAAAAUGAAUUUAAAACAAUAAAUUAUCACCCAUUGUCAAUAAAUGAUUCUUUUACAAUGAUUUCAAAUGCAUCUAUUCCUUAUUCUUCGUUUGAAUCAAAAAAACGUCUAACUAAAUCAAGUACCAUUUUAUCAACUAAGGAUGAAUUCAUUUUGGAUAUACCAUCUUCAUUGACACCAUCAUUUUCUAAUAUUGAUUUAGUGGAUGGUAUGCAACAACAGAGUAUGAACGGUUAUAGUUUUCUAUCGCAUUGUUGGCCUAAUCAACGGAAUACUACUGGUUGUCGUAAUCACUAUAGGCAACAAGCAAAUAGUUUAAAAACGUCUAAAGAUCAUUUAGUGAGUGUAACUUAUACCGAUAGUAAUGAUAAGAAGCGGUCCACUAUCACUACUCACAAUAAUAAUAACAGUAAUAAUAAUUAUAAUAAUAGUGAUAAAUAUCAACGACCGAAAUCGCUAACUAUUGGAAGCAAUCAAGCGAAUAGAUUAAAUCAACAAAUUAUUACUGAAUUACGUGACUUUUCCACAUCUUGUCAGUAUGAUCAAGAAAGAAAAGUAAAUCAUCUGAAUGGCCCUUUUGCUACAACUGAAGCAACUAUUGACAACUGUAAUAAUAAACAACGUUUAUCUAGUAAUUCCGAUUCUUCGCAUUCAUCAUUACAUUGUAAUAAAUGUUUACCAUUAUUACCUACAGAAUUAUUAUCAUCGGAACAUGAUAACCGAUUGAAAGAAUGCGGUUAUCAGGUUUCCAAUUUAUUAAGUAGUGAUGAAGAAUUAUCAAAUAAAAAUUCACCGAAACUUAGUGUUCUAGAAAUGUUGAACACCAUCGAUUUGGACAGUUGUGGUGACAUACUUCCGAAAAAAGCUACAACCACUAACUAUGCUACUUCUAAGAGUUGCGAACUUUCAACACAUUCACUUACUAAUCAAAAACGAAUUAAAAAAACAAAUUCUUUAACUUUUACAUCUUCGUUAUCAUCCAAAGAACAAAAUGAUAAUUAUCGAAAUACAUUAAAUGGUAUCCAUUUAGAUAUUAAAAAAUCUCACUCACUUGUUGAUAUAUUAUCACCUGGUGUAAUGGAAUUUUUACGUUUUAAAGAACUUGUUAAACGACAAAUUGCACCACAUUUUCAAGGUUAUGUUUAUAGUGAUUUUGUUAAACUCGCUGCACCAUAUCCAUAUUUUUCAGAAGCACCUGUAUUCAGUGGUGAUGUACAUCUUAUAAUUUGUGUUCAUGGUCUAGACGGUAACUCAUGUGAUUUGCGUCUUGUACGCGUUUAUCUUCAACUAGCUUUACCAGAUUGCAACUUACAUUUCCUUAUGUCAGAGUGUAAUCAGGACGAUACAUUCGGUGGUUUCGAUAUGAUGAGUGAGAAAUUAGUUAAUGAAAUUGUAAAUUAUAUCGAUGAAAUGGAUGAAAAACCAAAACGAAUUAGUUUUAUUGGACAUAGUAUGGGUUGUAUUAUAAUACGUGCAGCAUUGUUGAAUUCACGAAUGGAACCAUAUUUAUCUAAAUUGCACACAUUCCUGUCUUUAAGUGGUCCGCAUUUAGGCACAGUAUACAAUUCAUCUGGUCUCAUUAAUAUGGGCAUAUGGGUUAUGCAAAAAAUUAAAAAAUCUGAAAGUCUUUCACAAUUAAGACUGCGAGAUGAUCCAGAUUUACGUAAUACGUAUUUAUAUCGUUUAAGUACUAAUCCUGGCUUGGACCUAUUUCGUUAUGUUCUGUUGGUUGGAAGUCCACAAGAUCGUUAUGUACCGUAUCAUUCAACACGAAUUGAAUUGUGUAAAGCUGCAAUUAAAGAUUCUUCUACUCUUGGAAUUAUUUAUAUGGAAAUGGUUACAAAUUUAUUACAACGUUUUAUCCAAUCAACCCGUACCACUGUAGUACGUUAUGAUGUACAUUAUAAUCUAACAAAUUCAGCAAAUACACUAAUUGGUCGUGCUGCUCAUAUCGCUGUGUUAGAUUCUGAAAUAUUUUUAGAGAAAUUUAUUUGUGUUUCGGGUGCUAAAUAUUUCCGGUGA